Alternaria viburni is the source of this 987-nucleotide messenger RNA. RefSeq lists its product as uncharacterized. The transcript is spliced from 3 exons. NCBI's taxonomy places the organism in Eukaryota, Fungi, Ascomycota, Dothideomycetes, Pleosporales, Pleosporaceae. The record is from RefSeq and is a predicted model, not a curated record. Bases 1 to 987 code for a protein of 328 amino acids.
AUGGAGACAGCAUACGCCCAAAUUAUGAGCAUGUGCACCGAAGGCACCUACUUGUAUACACCACCCUCUAACCUCGACUUCCAUCCCGGCUCUUGCGGCUUCUUCGAUGAAAAUGGAGGGUGGCGAGUCAUUACCGAUCUUACUGAACUCAAGGAGCACAACCCCAACGAUUACAAGGUCCCUAAGAAGGAUCUCGUUCUGACCAAGCCUGCUACAUGCACAUGGGACAAGAAGGUUGUCGAGAAGAACGAAGGCAGUGGUUUCGGCGCCAAAGCUGAGGUGUCCGGAAUCGCUGCCCAAGCACCCGUGGACGUUGGAGCCAAUUUCGCAGUGGGCAGUACUGCAAAAGCCGGCGCUGGUGUAGUUGUAUCGCCAAACGUGGUGCACAAGAAGUUUAAUAUUGAUGCGCGCAAGAUCAUUGAGGAUUGGAUUACGGACAACAUGAAGCAAUUAACGGAUAACUAUAUCGCAUACAUUAUUCAGUUCGGCGUCUGGAUCAUCACAGCCACAUGGAGCACGGAGAAGUGCAGUAUUGCCAUGUGGAACAAGACGGGCAGUAAGAUCGACACCGGAGCCGAAAUCGGGGCGACGAAUAUCGGCAAACUUGGGGUCAACAGUUCGCACGAGGUCCAGACUGACAUUGACGAGCACAGAGUGUGGAAUGAGCCUGGCGGCCACGCCAUCUCUUUCAGCGGUAUGCUGUUCAGACCGAGCAGAAAAUUUUGGAGCAAUAAAUUGAAGCACAUUCAGCGCCCGAAAGAUGGCUCUCUCCGAGUUGCCGAAGCCAUCUCCAUGCCAGUUAAGGAUGAAGACGGAAACAUACUCGAUAAGAAUGGGAAUAUCAUCAAAGAGAACGGACAGCGUAUCGACAAGGAUGGAAAUCUCGUCGACGAAGACGGAGACCGUAUUGACGAGGAGGGGAAUCUCAUCGACGGGGACGGAAAUCGCAUUCCGGAGUGGUCCACGGACUUGGUCGGGGAGGAUUGA